GCCACCCCGGCUGAUCCACCUUCAACAAGCUCAGUCCUUGGAGUGGGACUGAACCAGCCAGCAGACAGGGACGAGAGCCCGUCUGGGGCUUUGCUCAGCCCUGUUUCACUUUUAGCAGUGGUUCACAGACGAGAAGCAUCAGUCUCCCCGUGUCUCUCCACCUCCUUUCCAGCCAUGUGACUGAGCACUCCCUCCAUCAAGCGAAACUUUUCAGUCCCCAGGAAACCUUGAAUUCCUUUCCACCCGCUCCACGGUGAGAAGCAGCAUCUCUCAAACCUGCAGCUGUGCCGGCCAUGGGGAGGAGCGCACGGCAGUUCAUCUUGCUAACCUUCGCCUGUGCAUUUUCCUCCUGCUUUGCCGAAGUGGCCCCAGGGAUCGAACUGUCUCCAGAAACCACAUCCUUCCACCAUACGGCUACUUCUGCUCAGCCACUUUCCCUUUAUCAUUCUUCACCCCAUCAAGGCACCACAGUUCCUUCUAACAGCACAGGCUCUCUUAAAACAACACCCACAAGCCAUAGAACGACUGUGCAGACAACAGACCAGCGUCAGGUAACAACAGCACCGGGCCAGCACACAGCAGCACAGGCAGGAGCAGCCACCACACAAGUGGCUGGCCAGACACCUCCCGCGGUGGUAUCCACAACAGCAGCAGACAGCACAACUGCAACCCGUCAGGCUACAACCCAGGCAAUGGAAACGGUUACGCCUGCAGUGAAGAACACAACCCUAAAUCCUAUGUCCUCAACCAAGCAAGCCACAACACAUGUAAGCACAGAAAUGACAGCAGCAGCCACAAACACAACCAUAAAUCAUACGACGCCAAGCACACAAAUGACAGCUACUGCCAUAACUACUACAGCCACCACCAUGCAAACUGUAAAGCCCAGCACAGGGUGGGGAAAUCAAACAGCGCUGCCUAAAAGUCCAACAGCCACAGCCAUGACCAACACAACAACCAUUCGUCCAGGGACUCCAACAACCAUCCCAUCUACUACGAGGACAGUGAGGCCCACUCCUGCCCCGCGGCCGUCUCCCAUCCCCACUGGCACAUACACCGUUUCCAAUGGGAACAGGACCUGCAUCAAAGCGGUCAUGGGCUUGCAGCUGAUGGCUCAGAAUACACAGAAGAAGCAGAUGGAGUACAUGGCUGUCAACCCCAAUGCGACGGAGACAUCUGGAAGCUGUGGGACGGUGCAGUCUGAGCUGAACAUAACUUUCAGUGGAGGGUUUAUAAACUUCACCUUUGUUAAGCAAGCUCCAACGUACUAUGUCAGUAAAAUUGAGGCUAGAUUACAGUUAUCUUCUGAAGGCAUGCUUUACUAUGCAGCCAUAGAUGAGAAGCUGUUUACAACAAAGCUGGGGAAUUCCUUUAAGUGUGCCAGCAAGCAAACCUUUGGCUUGGAGAAGAACUUCCAGCUACUCUUUGUUAAUAUGCAGCUGCAGGCAUUUGAUAUUGUCGGUAACCAGUUUGGAAAAGAAGAAGAAUGUUUUCCUGAUAAAAAUGGCAAAGUAGCUCCCAUUGCGGUGGGCCUGAGUAUCCUGGGAUUGUUUGUCAUUGUGUUUGCCACAUUCCUGAUUUCCAGAAGAAAGCCGCAUAGAGGAUACCAACGUAUCUGAGGUGCCCUUGAACUUCCAAAUGUGUGUAGCAAGUAGAGAAGUCACAGGAGUUUUAGCCUCUACCUGGCAAUCUCACUGCCCUGAAGCUGUAUUUUUAAGUGGGAUGACACCAUCUGUUUAAAGUUAAUGAAUAUUUCUGGAAGUGAUUUCUUUAAGGUGGGGAGGAAAGAACUCACACCAUCUACUUUAGGCUAUUCUUAGCAUCUAAUUUAAAUGUAGUCCACAGGACCAAAGUGAGGACCCUAAAUUCUUUAUAUUAGCAACAAAGGAGGCAACUGAAACCACCUAAGUCAGAUGUCUAAAAAUAGCUUAAAGUGGGCAGUAUCCCUUUCCACCAGAAAAUCCAUCAGGUUUCUUAAAGAUGCCAUUUAGAUCUAUUAAAAUAGGUGAUUCCAGUGAUAUGACCUUCAAGUGAAUAAAGCAGAGGUCCACAGCUACAGAAAACCCUGUUAAAUCAGAGCUCGGUGCAAGCCUUGUGGGAACACUGUGUAUGCUGAAGUCUCAGGGCAGUGUAAGCAUGACUUCCAUUCAUAAGCAAGUUUUUACCAGUCCUGUAAAUAUCAGGCUUACAUUUCAUAAGUUCUUGGUUUUCCUACUAGGCCCUUCAGAAGAACACAGUGGUAAUAUGUGUCUCUCAUUCUGGAGGCAGUAUUUUUAGAAAAUUGUUUAGUUCCCAGUGACUGUAUAUGCAAAUAAGAGAUUACCCAGCUGAGGUCACACAGGGUCUGCCUGACCAGUAUGUGCUAAAAUUAUCACUUGUCAUUGCUUGUCUCAGCCCUGCUGCAAAGAUGUCUGAACUUCUUGCCAAUAAUUCUUGAACUGCAGCCUCAUAAAGCACAGCACAUUAGAGCAAUAUUACGUUGGUAAGUUUAUCCUGAAGUGUUACGCUGCAAACUGCACAAUUCAGGAGCCGAUUGACAGGCAGCUGAGCUGUCUGUGCAGCAGAACUGGGCAGGCGUUUGGAGGCAGUAACUCCAUCCAGCUGCCACACCAGUCCAAGCCAUCCCACUUGUCAAUCGGCGCUUGAGGCACAGCAUCCCUUUGCCACAUGCUUGUAACACAACGUGGAGAAAGCUAACACGAGGGUCUGAAAGCACCGUGACACACGGGCCGGUGCAAAGGAUGCCAGUGUGAUAGAUGGGGACUGGGGUGAGUUUGCUUGAUAAAUUCAAGGAGCUUAAUAUUUCAUGGUCUUGUGAGAGCUCAUGAAUCUCCUACUUCCUAUUCAAACAUGGAUCUGUUACAGCGGCUGCCGCCAAACUCAAUAACUGUCCCUCUACUGAGAUGGCAGCACUGUGAUCUCUCUUAGUCCAGGAAGACACCACACUCAGAUCCCCUGAAAAUGCCAGGGACUAAGUGGCCAUAAUUGUGGCAGACCUGCACAAGGUCCAUGAGCGAAUGGAAAUCCACUGACGCUCUAUGCUCAAAGCUUCUGUGGGAAAUAAAAACUUGCACAGGCCUUGGACAAACUUUCUGCCCAAAAGUGAAUUCUAUCCAGUGUGUUUACAGCUGAGCAGCUAGAUUUUCAUAUGGAAAUAAUCUGGACUUGCUUUAAAGCACACUAAUUGAUACACUCUGUAGUCUGUUUCCUGCUAAGCCGAUGAUGAAGGCAUGAAAGUAGUAAUUGCUUUUGAAAUUAAGUUCAGCUCAUGUUCUUUGUUGUAACAAGGAAAAUUGCCUUGUCACAGAAGAUUUACAAAGCUAAACGUAUGUACAAAUGUGCACAAACACACACACACGUGCAUACACCACACCAUCUGCAGCAAAUGACAUCAAAAUGAUAAGAAAUUAUAUAUACAAACAUUUACAAAAGAGAAAA
This is a messenger RNA of Grus americana (Whooping crane), 3438 nucleotides long. It is a transcript of the gene LAMP3, whose product is annotated as lysosomal associated membrane protein 3. Gene Ontology annotation, cellular component: membrane. Bases 294 to 1619 code for a protein of 441 amino acids. NCBI's taxonomy places the organism in Eukaryota, Metazoa, Chordata, Aves, Gruiformes, Gruidae. The transcript has 7 exons. The record is from RefSeq and is a predicted model, not a curated record.